UCUUUUGACAGUGGACAGCUGACAUAUCACCACUUUCCUUCUACUGUGAGUGUAUCUAGAUGGACGGAAAGGAAUGGCCAGCCCCUGGUUAUGGUCAUCUAAGAUCACCUCUGAAAUGCUGUGAGCCCCUCUUCCUUCCUCUCCUCUGUUAUUUCCCAUCUCUGCUGUUGGCAGGAGAAUAGAAUCCUGGCUGCCAGAUAUGCAAGUGUGUGACGAUAUGGGUGCUGGUGCAUAUUUAAUAUGUACCUGUGUCCAGCCAUGUGCACAUGUGGGUGUGUGAGUGUGUGGCCCAGCCCUUCCCCCGUGGCCAAGCAGAGAGGGUGGCCUUGAGGAAGCCAUAGCAGCAUGGCCUCUGCUGCCUCUGUGACCAGCCUGGCAGAUGAAGUCAACUGCCCCAUCUGCCAGGGUACCCUGAGGGAGCCGGUCACUAUCGACUGCGGCCACAACUUCUGCCGGGGCUGCCUUACUCGCUACUGUGAGAUCCCAGGCCCAGACCUGGAGGAGUCCCCUACUUGCCCACUCUGCAAAGAACCCUUCCGUCCUGGGAGCUUCCGGCCCAACUGGCAGCUGGCUAACGUGGUGGAGAACAUCGAGCGCCUCCAGCUGGUGUCCACACUGGGUUUGGGAGAGGAGGAUGCCUGCCAGGAGCACGGAGAGAAGAUCUACUUCUUCUGUGAGGAUGAUGAGAUGCAGUUGUGCGUGGUGUGCCGGGAGGCUGGAGAGCACGCUGCCCACACCAUGCGCUUCCUGGAGGAUGCGGCGGCUCCCUAUAGGGAACAAAUACAUAAGUGUCUUAAAUGUCUAAGAAAAGAGAGAGAGGAGAUUCAAGAAAUCCAGUCAAGAGAAAAUAAAAGGAUGCAAGUCCUCCUGACUCAGGUGUCCACCAAGAGACAACAGGUGAUUUCUGAGUUCGCACACCUGAGGAAGUUUCUAGAGGAACAGCAGAGCCUCCUCUUAGCACAACUGGAGAGCCUGGAUGGAGACAUCUUGAAGCAACAGGAUGAAUUUGAUUUCCUGGUUGCUGGAGAGAUCUGCCGGUUUAGUACUCUUAUUGAAGAACUGGAGGAGAAGAAUGAGAGGCCAGCAAGGGAGCUCCUGACGGAUAUCAGAAGCACUCUAAUAAGAUGUGAAACCAGAAAGUGCCGGAAACCAGUGGCUGUGUCCCCAGAGCUGGGCCAGAGGAUUCGGGACUUUCCCCAGCAGGCCCUCCCGCUACAGAGGGAGAUGAAGAUGUUUCUGGAAAAACUACACUUUGAGUUGGACUAUGAGCCAGAUGACAGAAGGAGGGUGGCCUGUGGGUGGGAAAGAAAUGAACAGAAGGGACCCCUUCAAGGCUGUCGUUUCUCAAUCAACCAGCCUAAGGACCUGGGAGUCACAGAGUUGUUGGAGGGGGUUCUCUAA
Mandrillus leucophaeus (drill) is the source of this 1401-nucleotide messenger RNA. It is a transcript of the gene TRIM10, whose product is annotated as tripartite motif containing 10. The transcript is spliced from 7 exons. The record is from RefSeq and is a predicted model, not a curated record. Gene Ontology annotation, molecular function: zinc ion binding. Bases 346 to 1401 code for a protein of 351 amino acids. NCBI's taxonomy places the organism in Eukaryota, Metazoa, Chordata, Mammalia, Primates, Cercopithecidae.